This is a messenger RNA of Leptopilina boulardi, 1285 nucleotides long. RefSeq lists its product as uncharacterized. The record is from RefSeq and is a predicted model, not a curated record. The coding region runs from base 239 to 844 and encodes 201 amino acids. Lineage: Eukaryota; Metazoa; Arthropoda; Insecta; Hymenoptera; Figitidae. The transcript has 3 exons.
UAAUUUGUCGUUACUUGAAUUACAAUAAAAAUUGUGACUAUCUCUGUUUCUCUCUCUAGCAUAUAACCUCUAACUUUACUUGCAUCCGCUGCAUCUCAUUAAAGUCAAACACACCAAAAAAAAACCCAAAUGUUAAUUUACAACGUAAUAACGUUGGAAAUUUUUCUUUUUACAUAACGUUAAAAUAUUACUAUCAGAAUAUCAAAAAUACGAAUAUUGUUAGUAUUUUAAAUUAUUAAUGCAGGACUUUAGCAUCCGGGAAGUGACCCAACUGACCCGAACAGUCAGUAGUGACGAUUGUGGUUGUCUUUCAACAAAUAUGAAGGGAUCAAUUUUCAUUGACGAAGAAACUGGAGAAUGCUUCGAUAUUGAUGAACGUCAUCUACAGGUGUCAAACAACGUGGAAACUGGUGAACCUGAGAUCGACGUUCACACAAGACGUAUACGUCGAAAAGUGCCUUUCCAAAUUCCUAAAGAUAUUCAAAAAUCAAUUUCAAAGAAGAAAAAAUAUGAUAAAUUCAUGGAUAUCGAUUCAAUUCCGGAUGGUGAAACAUUUUGCAGGAUAAAUCCUGUUUGUCUUUUUUUACCAGCAAUAAUUUACUUCAGAUGGUUUGUUACUGCAUUGUUUUUAAUGGAAGUGAUUCUUCACGUUUAUUCACAUCGUAAAAACAAAAUUUUAAAGAAUUCCAAUGUUUAUUAUCAAUCUCCAUUUCAUGGAAUUUCAUCAGAAUUUUGCGCUCUCUGUCAAAGUGAAACAUGCAUGAAUCGAGUUGAUAAAAUGCAACAAGCAAGAAUGCAUCGAUUUUUAAAACAAUGCAAUUACAUGAAAAGAAUUGUCACGUGAUUAAAAUUUCACGUUUAUUUCUCUUAUAAAUUCAAAGAUCUCGUAAAAUUUAAUGCGAAAAUUAUUGAAUUUCUUUUCUAUUUUAAUUAAAAACUAUUUUUCACGAGAUCUUUAAUUUUUUUUUUUUUUUAUUCACAAGGUUUCAAAUUAACAAAACAUUGUGAUUUAUUUUAUAUUAUAAUCUUGAAAUAUUAGAAGCAACGAUGACACAAAAAAAAUGAAAUUAACUACUUAAUUUAAGAAACGAAGCUCAAAUUUACAAUCGUAGUGAUCACAAUUCCUCUAUUAUUAGAAGUUGACAAUUAAAAAUUAACAACAAAUAAAAAUUAAUUUUCGUAGAUAUUUUAAAAAACGACAAAUCAAAAUUAUUAUUUUAAGUCAAAAAAUUUUUUUGUUAAUUUUUCUUAUUUCAGAGUGUAAAUAAAUUGACUAUUAUUAAAA